Molecule: messenger RNA, 273 nt
Organism: Eufriesea mexicana
Lineage: Eukaryota; Metazoa; Arthropoda; Insecta; Hymenoptera; Apidae
Gene: Tim8
Product: translocase of inner membrane 8
Exons: 2
Coding region: 1-273 (90 amino acids)
Source: RefSeq, a predicted model, not a curated record
AUGGCUACUGACGAUCUUACAGAUAAUAGUAAAUUUAAAGAAUCAGAUUUACAAGAAUUUUUUAUAGCUGAGAAACAAAAAGCACAAAUUCAAGCUCAGAUCCAUGAAUUCAACGAUAUUUGUUGGGAAAAAUGUGUUGAUAAACCAGGAGUCAAAUUGGAUGGUCGAACAGAAACAUGUUUAAGUAAUUGUGUCGAUAGAUUUAUAGAUGUUUCACUUUUAAUUACAAAUCGUUUUGCACAACUUUUACAAAAGUCUGUAGGAAAUAUGUAA